Populus euphratica (Euphrates poplar) is the source of this 1633-nucleotide messenger RNA. RefSeq names its product beta-glucosidase 12-like. Lineage: Eukaryota; Viridiplantae; Streptophyta; Magnoliopsida; Malpighiales; Salicaceae. The record is from RefSeq and is a predicted model, not a curated record. Gene Ontology annotation, molecular function: beta-glucosidase activity. Gene Ontology annotation, biological process: carbohydrate metabolic process. The transcript is spliced from 13 exons. The coding region runs from base 14 to 1549 and encodes 511 amino acids.
UCAACGACAGGCUAUGGCAACCAAAAACUGUUUCUUGCCAACUCUGCUUCUCGUUCUUGGUACAGUGACUUCAAAUGUAGCAGCUGCUGCACCAAGCCACACUAACAUUGCUUCUCUUAACCGUAGCAGUUUUCCAGGAGGUUUCAUCUUUGGGACAGCAUCAUCAGCUUACCAGUAUGAAGGUGCAGCAGCUAAAGGAGGCCGAGGACCCAGUAUAUGGGAUAUUUACACCCAUAGACAUCCAGGCAGGAUACAGGAUGGAUCCAGCGGAGAUGUGGCUAUUGAUUCAUAUCAUCGCUACAAGGAAGAUGUUGGCAUAAUGAAGGAGAUGGACUUGGAUGCUUAUAGAUUUUCAAUAUCAUGGUCUAGAAUAUUACCAAAUGGAAAGCUAAGUGGAGGUGUUAAUAGAGAAGGAAUCCAAUACUACAACAACCUCAUCAAUGAGCUUCUAGCCAAUGACAUACAACCAUUUAUAACUCUCUUUCAUUGGGAUCUCCCCCAUACCUUAGAGGAUGAGUAUGGAGGUUUCUUAAGUCCUAGAAUUGUGAAUGAUUAUGAGGACUACGCAGAGAUUUGUUUCAAAGAAUUUGGCGAUAGAGUAAAGUACUGGAUCACAUUGAAUGAACCAUGGACCUAUAGCAUGGGUGGUUAUGCUGCAGGUUUGCUAGCACCAGGCCGAUGUUCAGAUUGGCAAGGACUAAAAUGUGAUGGAGGAGAUUCAGGAACAGAGCCAUAUUUAGCAGCCCAUUAUCAGCUUCUUGCCCAUGCCAAAGCUGUACAUUUGUACAAGAAAAAAUAUCAGAAAACUCAAAAGGGAGUGAUCGGGAUCACAUUAAUUUCUCAAUGGUUUGUGCCAUUUUCUGACGCCAAACAGGACCAAAAUGCUGCCAAGCGGGCACUGGAUUUCAUGUUGGGAUGGUUCAUGGAUCCAUUGACAAAUGGUGACUAUCCGCACACAAUGCGAUCUCUUGCUGGAGAUCGAUUGCCUAGAUUCUCUCGAGAGCAAUCCGAAAUGAUAAAAGGAUCAUUUGAUUUUCUUGGGUUGAAUUACUAUACUACUAAUUAUGCAGCUUAUACGCCCCAUUCUAAUUCUCCGAAUGCAAGCUAUUUAACAGAUUCUCGUGCUAAUCUUUCGACUGAGCGGCAUGGUGUUUUGAUAGGUCCAAAGGCAGCUUCAGAUUGGCUUUACAUUUAUCCAAGAGGAAUUCGAGACCUUUUGCUCUAUGUGAAGAAAGAGUACAGAAAUCCACUCAUUUACAUCACUGAAAAUGGUGUUGAUGAAUUUAAUAAUGGUUCGUUGACUCUUAAAGAGGCCCUUGUUGACACCAUGAGGGUUGAUUACUAUUAUCAUCAUCUUGACUUCCUUCGAAGAUCAAUCAAGGAUGGUGUAAAUGUGAAAGGAUACUUUGCAUGGUCGUUAUUGGAUAAUUUUGAAUGGUAUGCAGGUUACACCGUGCGUUUUGGCAUCAACUAUGUAGACUAUAAAGAUGGAUUGAAGAGAUAUCCUAAACUUUCAGCUCACUGGUUUAAGAGCUUCCUCAAAAAAUAGACAUAUAUGUCUUCUUGUAAUAAAUUAAUUUUAUUGAAAAUUAACAUGAUAAACAGUACUUUUUUAGUGCUAAGGAUAGCAUAU